Molecule: messenger RNA, 2410 nt
Organism: Lethenteron reissneri (Far Eastern brook lamprey)
Lineage: Eukaryota; Metazoa; Chordata; Hyperoartia; Petromyzontiformes; Petromyzontidae
Product: allograft inflammatory factor 1-like
Biological process (GO): actin filament bundle assembly; ruffle assembly
Cellular component (GO): actin filament; ruffle membrane
Molecular function (GO): actin filament binding; calcium ion binding
Source: RefSeq, a predicted model, not a curated record
GAAGGGCGGGGGGGAGAGAGAGAGAGAAUGCGCUCAUUGUUGAGUUAGCGCUCCAGCGUCGAGCGCACAAAGACUCGGGCGCGCUACAAUGCGCGCUUUUAUAGCGGCCUCGCCACUCCGCUUGCUCUCGACGUCAGGCGACGGAAGUUGCGACGGGGCCACUUCGCUCGAUUUGGCCACGGCAGAAGCGAAGUGAAGCAAAGCGCCACCACACCUCCCUCCCCGAUCACACCCCCUUCCCCCCAGCCCCCACCGCCGGAGUCUAAGUCCCCGUAAUCUUCGCGUGCUGCGCUCCUCCUCGGUCCGUACCGCCGACUUCGAGAGGGAGAGCGAGCGAGCGAGCAGAUCAUCAUCAUCAUUAACAGCAGCAGCAGCCAGCAAUGGCUCCAGGGACGGCGGCCGAGAAAUCGAAGCACGACUACCAAGGCGGAAAAGCUUUCGGGAAGUUGAAGGCGGCACAGGACGACCGACUGGAGGUCAUCAACAAGGAAUUCCUGGAAGAUGAAUUUUACCAAGAUGUGGACGACCUCGCCGAAAAGCUGGAGUCCUACAAAGAAAAAUUUCUCGACUUCGACUUGAACGACGAAGAAGAAAUUGACCUGAUGGCGCUGAAGAAGAUGCUGGAGCGCGUGGGCACGCCGCGCACGCACCUCGAGCUGAAGAAGAUCAUCGCCGAGGUGACGACGGGCAACAGCGACUGCAUCGGCUACCGCGACUUCCUGGCGCUGAUGCUGGGCAAGCGGUCGACCGUUCUCAAACUGAUCAUGCUGUUCGAGGGGAAGGGAUGCGGUGAAAAUUCCAAGCCGAGCGGUCCUCCUCCGAAGCGAGACUUGGCAAGCCUGCCCUAGAGCCCACCAUGGAUGCGCUCUGAGAUCGCUCUUCUGGGGGUGGUUUGGGGGGGGGGGGUUAGAUCGGGGAAAUAUAAAAUGUGUCGUUAACCCGCCACCAAGCCGACACACGGCCAAUUGGUGAGAUUUGUCACGUCGACAAAGCGUGCCGGUUAGUUACCACUUCGGCACAGCGGGCGUGUAAGCACUCACAACAGUUAAAGUUUGAGUACGACGUUUCGCUGGUGGGUUAUCACAACCAGCUUCAUCGGGCGAUUUGCCAGAAUUGCGAAUAAGUCUUCCUGUUUCGAGGUCUUAAAUAGAGGGGUGAAGGUGAUGCCUAUCAGCGGGGAGACUUUAAGCGUGCGAGCAGCCGACGCUGGCACGCCCCGUAAUAUUUGUCUCUGCAGUCACCCGUUACGCUCAUCGGGUUUUCUGUGCCCCAUUGCAACGCACCACACAACACGUGGCCGCGAUUGUUUUCAACGGCGGAAAAACAUUUCCUCCGCCAACAAGCGGUGAAUAAUGUUGUUAGCAGUCCCCUUCGAGCGCACAGGAAAUGCGUUAAAUCUAACGGGGAGAAAAGCUGGAGAAAAUAUCGCUGUUUUUUUUUAUGUGUUUUUUUUCAACCUUAGCUUCUUUCUAUAAAGCAUCAAUACUUAUUAUUUCCAUUAGUGAAAAGCAAUGUUAUAACGUAAUUAUAUUUUAACGAUGUAGUAAAUAUAUGAGUUCUGUGAUUACGGUAAGCUUGACGCUAUCGCCUAUUUUUACAUCAGCUGUUCUAAAAGAUUUCCACGGGACCAAUCCGUGGCAGCGUGGAGCACGUUUUGAUAUCCGCUCAGCAGAAUUUUUUUCGGCGGAGUUUUAAUUUGCCACACGUGCGGAGAGGCAUUUACACCGAUGCGACUACACCGCCGCUCUAAAGCAAGACGAAAAUUGUUCCUGUACAGGACUUUGGGCGAUUCCCCAGAUUUCUCAGGCGCUGGGUGAACGAUAAACGCGAGGCUUCAGCGCGUGUGCGUGAAAACGCUCGCGAAAGUCCGUGGUGAAGGUGAGCGACUGGACGCCUACAAUCCCAGGGGCUCUUGAGAUCAAACGCGGAGUCACCGAUACGCACAUCUGCUGUGGAGGCGCUGACCACGGGCAGUGGUGGGAAAUAUUGACAAUACGCACACUGUGUUGGGAUUCAGUCCUUGCUGGUAAUUGAUAUCCUUCCCAACAGUUCAGUCAGCAAACGGGCCAUGACCGGAGCAGGCCCUGCACCUACCCAGCAGUACUGUCGCGGUCAGCAGUGUACAUAGUUUUUGCUAUUAACAUGGUAUGGCAAGGCCCAACUAUGACAUGGAGUUCUAGGGUGGGUUCAGGUCACAUUUUCAAGAAAAAGUCGACACUAUGGAAAAAUCUAUAUUUUAAAAAAUGCGUUUUAGUUUUAUCGAUCGCGUGAAACAAUUACUCUUAAAGACUACUUUUAGAUGGUUUAGUGAUAUGAUAAGUAAAUUGUUUAUAAUAAGCCCGUACCGCUGUGACUGUUUGACCUCGAUUGUGUUCGUAGUGCUGUGUAAAUAAAGAAAGUAUUUAAUUAU